Messenger RNA from Scleropages formosus (Asian bonytongue), 1438 nucleotides. RefSeq names its product chemerin chemokine-like receptor 2 (gene cmklr2). NCBI's taxonomy places the organism in Eukaryota, Metazoa, Chordata, Actinopteri, Osteoglossiformes, Osteoglossidae. Gene Ontology annotation, biological process: inflammatory response; phospholipase C-activating G protein-coupled receptor signaling pathway; chemotaxis. Bases 184 to 1251 code for a protein of 355 amino acids. The transcript has 2 exons. Gene Ontology annotation, molecular function: G protein-coupled receptor activity; complement receptor activity. Gene Ontology annotation, cellular component: plasma membrane. The record is from RefSeq and is a predicted model, not a curated record.
GCGCGCGCGUUUGCAGAGCGCAGCUCUCUCGUGACACGUCCUGGACGAGCCCUCGCGGACCUGUCAUCGGCGGAACGAACGUGGGGGGAAGAAGCAGCGAGGCUCGGAGCGCUGGAGCGGGACUGCUGGAUAAAGGGCUCCUUUUGUUCUUUUCUCUGUCAAAAGUUUUGCAGUAGUGCACUGAUGGAAGAGCCUGUGUUUGACUAUGAAAAUUAUAGCUAUUACUUGGAAUAUGGUGACUUUGAUGACAUAGGAAGACAGGGAUAUGUGCAGAAGGAAACAUUACACAUCAUCUCCGUAGUCAUCUACAGCAUUUCCUUUGUACUUGGGAUCAUUGGCAAUGGACUUGUGAUCUGGUUGACCACCUGCAAGAGGAAGCUAACUGUUAACACCAUAUGGCUGCUCAACCUGGCUGUGGCCGACUUGGUCUUUGUGCUCUUCCUGCCUGUUUCUAUUGACUACGUACUGCGGGACUUCCACUGGGACUUUGGUGUUGUCAUGUGCAAGCUCAACUCUUUUGUGUCAGUCAUGAAUAUGUACUCCAGCGUGUUGUUCCUCACAGUACUGAGUCUGGACCGCUAUGUCUCUCUGGUCCACCUUGACUGGUCUCAGAGACACCGGACUGUACGCCGGGCCUGGGCCGUGUGUUUGAUUGUAUGGGUCUUUGCUGUUGCCCUCAGCAUCCCUACAUUCAUAUUCCGGGACACCAUUGAGCUACAUAACAAGGUGGUGUGUUUCAACAAUUUUGAGAGAGAGGAAGGCCAUGUAGCAGCCAUGCACCGACACAUUGCUAUAGUAGCUAUCCGCACCACAGUGGGUUUCCUGCUUCCCUUCAGUGCCAUUACUGUAACCAGUGUCCUCCUAGCUGUCCGAGUGUACAGCUCGACUAUUGUCCGACUGUCCAGCUUUUCUAAGACAGUUUCAGCGAUCAUCCUAGCUUUCUUUCUUUGUUGGGCACCUUUCCACGUAUUCAGCCUCAUGGAGAUUUCAAUGUACAUUUCACCACAGCUGGGAGAUGUGUUAAGAGUGGGCUUCCCUCUAGUUACAAGCCUGGCUUUCUUCAACAGCUGUGUCAAUCCUUUGCUCUAUGUGUUGAUUGGCCAGAAGGUGAGGCGCCUUCUGAAACGCUCCUUUUUAGAGCUCACAAAGAAAUCACUGCGCGAGCUCAGCCAGUCUGUCUCCGCAACACAGUCCAUAUCUGUGCCAGCUAAUGCUCCGGCUGCAGAGUCCAUCGAAUUGUCAAUUGUGUGAGGACGCGUUCUCACUAGCAGUAAUGUACCAUCAUUGUAUUACUUUUAUAGUUAAGUCUCAAGUAUAUUAUUGAAACUGAUUCCAGUUACUUAAGGAUCCUUCUUAAGAUGCAUAUCACAGCUGCAACAAGCCUCUGCUAUUUCCUGUAAGUGCAGCAAAAACCCUGAGUAAAAAAAAAAAAAAAUAA